UAAAUAAAAAAAAACGCCAGAAAUAUAUUUUUUCCAAGCCAAACUUUCAACGGAUUCAUACCAUUUUCUCUUGACAAUUUUAAUUUUUCAUCAAAUUAAUUAAAAAUCUAAUAACUUUCAUUAAAUCAAACCUGAAUUCCCAUACAAUGGGUCGUCCUACCGAAAUCAAACUAAACAAUCCACCAGCCGAUGUAAUAUCUUCAGUAAAAUUUGGUCCCGACUCAAAUCAAUAUUUAAUUUCUUCAUCUUGGGAUGGAACAGUCCGUUUCUAUGAUGUUGUAAAUAAUUCUUUGCGCCAAAAAUUUGUCCAUGAUGUACCAGUUUUAGAUGUUGCUUUUGUGGACAUUGUCCACGCUGUCAGUGGAAGUCUUGAAGGCCAAUUAAAACUUUUCGAUGUUAACACACACACCGAAAGUGUUGUUGGCAGUCAUGAAAUGGCUGUUCGUUGUGUCGAGUAUGUUGACAAAGUUAACGGCAUUUUGUCAGGAAGUUGGGACAAAACCAUUAAAUUGUGGGAUGUCCGCGACAAACAAUGUGUUGGCACUUAUGAACAAUCCAAUGGCAGAGUUUAUUCAAUGAGUGUCAAAGAGGAGAAAAUUGUUGUUGCCACUUCUGAUAGAAAAGUCUUAAUCUGGGAUCUUCGUAAUAUGGCUCAAUACAUGAUGAAGCGAGAAUCUUCACUAAAAUAUCAAACAAGAGCAAUUCGAAUCUAUCCGAAUAAGGAAGGUUACGUGAUGAGCUCGAUUGAAGGUCGAGUUGCAGUUGAAUACUUUGACCCAGAUCCAGAAGUCCAGAAAAAGAAAUUCGCAUUCAAAUGCCAUCGUAAUAAAGAAGACAAUAUGGAAACUAUUUACCCCGUCAAUGCCAUUAGUUUCCAUAAUGUCUAUAAUACCUUUGCCACAGGAGGUUCCGAUGGCUUUGUUAAUAUUUGGGAUGGAUUUAAUAAGAAACGACUUUGUCAAUUCCAUCAGUAUGAUACAUCGAUUGCUUCAUUGCACUUUUCGAAUGAUGGUAGUACUUUGGCUAUUGCUUGUUCGUAUUUAGAUGAAUUUGAGACACCGCCACCUACAGCACAUGAUCCAACGAUUUAUGUGCGUUAUGUUAAUGAUCAAGAAACUAAACCGAAAUGAUAAAUCGAUGUUAUUAUUGACGAAAUUGUGUUGACGCUGAGAGAAUGGAGGAGAAGAAGAGCGUCAAAAACUUGAUUUUAAGAUUUUUAGACGAUAAGUAUGUAUUUUUUUUUGUUUAUUUUUUCGUAGAUUGAUUAUAAAUAAAAUGGCUGAUAAUAAUCGA
Messenger RNA from Episyrphus balteatus (marmalade hoverfly), 1293 nucleotides. It is a transcript of the gene Bub3, whose product is annotated as mitotic checkpoint protein BUB3. NCBI's taxonomy places the organism in Eukaryota, Metazoa, Arthropoda, Insecta, Diptera, Syrphidae. Gene Ontology annotation, cellular component: bub1-bub3 complex; kinetochore; mitotic checkpoint complex. The record is from RefSeq and is a predicted model, not a curated record. Gene Ontology annotation, molecular function: ubiquitin binding. The transcript is spliced from 2 exons. Bases 147 to 1130 code for a protein of 327 amino acids. Gene Ontology annotation, biological process: mitotic spindle assembly checkpoint signaling.